Schizophyllum commune H4-8 is the source of this 699-nucleotide messenger RNA. RefSeq lists its product as uncharacterized. The transcript is spliced from 2 exons. NCBI's taxonomy places the organism in Eukaryota, Fungi, Basidiomycota, Agaricomycetes, Agaricales, Schizophyllaceae. Bases 102 to 575 code for a protein of 157 amino acids. The record is from RefSeq and is a predicted model, not a curated record.
AGCGAUGUUGAAGGUCUGAGGAGGAUCACGAGGAGGGGAGAGUCGGUUAUCGAUUUACGAGGCUGACAGGAAUAAUCCUCGGACGCCUCGGGGGACCAAAAAUGGGCGGUCGUCGCAGCGUCGAGCGCUCGUACCGCUGGUUUAAAUGCAUAGGAGCUCGUGCUGUUGAAUUCAAUGAAAUGAUACCAACCCAAAAGGACUCGUGCUGCUCGCCCAGUCCGUUGGCUCGGGGACUGAGCUCGCGAGCGCCAAAGUGGCUGCCUCAGGAGCGCCUGUAUCGUGAGUGGUGUAGCGUGAGCAAGGCUGCGGCUUCAGUCCAUGAGAUGAGCUGUGCCUUCGUCCGUGAGACGUACGGUGGCCGCGACUGUUGGCCGCCAUGCGCCACCGUGUCCAUCGAUUAUCGUGCGCUGUUCAUGCCAAUUGAGUGCCAUGCAAUGCUCGCGUGCACAAGCUAUCCGCGCCGCAUCUGGGCACUGCACUGUUCCGCGGUAUUAGGCUUUGACAAUCGUACUGGGCUUCGAAAGCAACGCGUACCUCGUAUGAACUCCCGCCAUCUCUGUCAGGCGAUGAGAUAGCGCAUUGUUAGGCGACGUGGCGAUAGCGUGUUGCAGGAUAUCGCUUCGGUGUUCCUGGGAAUACAGUGCAGACCGCGAACGGGAGAAGCGACACAAGCCAUGAAUGGGUGAAGCGACGCAAGCC